GACUGAAUGCUGAUCUCCAUUUCAUGUCUUUUAUUGUACUCUAUUGCAUCUCUAUCCUAUUUACUGCCAUUUCUUUUGAUUGUUUUUUUUUAUUGCUGCUUCUUUGCACUGUCAUGCUAGUGAGAAACAACAUCUCGUCUCACCUGUGUAUUCCUCUGCAAAUACUAUGUGUGGAAUGACAAUAAACCAGAUCUUGAAUCUUGAAUAGGAAAUGUCCUCUCUGAACUGCAGCAACACGUGGGGGCUGGCAUGGCGAGCGCUGCAUGCUGACAGCUGUUUGCCGGGACAGACCCCAUCAGCCCGCUGUUGAAGGGUUUCUGCGUCGCCGUCAUUCCUGCUGGGGACGGCUGAUAGCACCACUGAAAGGUAAGACAGAGGCUGUGCGGACCUCCGUUCUUGCAGCCCACUGCACCGGUGCCGGGUAGGGUGAGUUUACCGGAUGUUAUGCUGUUGUUAAGCGUGUCUUAAUCUGUGCUGACAGCAUCUACAGACACGUGUUCCAUGUCUGCCCAGAUGGCGGGAGGGAUCUUCAGCGGUCUGGAGAACCUGUGCGUGGUGGACUGUGCCAGCGUCCACCCCCUGGUGUGCCACCUGUGCCGGGAGCAGUACAAAUCUCCGUGUUUGCUGGACUGUUACCACAUCUUCUGUGCCCGCUGCCUGCGAGGUCGGACCAAUGACAGCCGCCUCAGCUGCCCCCUCUGUGGGUACCAGUCAAUAGUGAAAGGAAGUAACGGCCUCCCGCCAGAGGACCGCCUGCUGAAGUUUCUGGUUGAUAACAACUCUGAUGCAGAGGAGAGCGUGCAGUGCGCCAACUGUGACCAGGAAAGUAACACCAAGGAAGCAGGAGUGAUGUAUUACUGCAACACCUGCUGCCAGCCCCUCUGCGCCGCCUGCAGAGAGACGACACACAAGGCCAGGAUGUUUUCCCACCACGAGAUCGUCCUGCUGGCCAAACGCACCAAAGCCAAACACAGGAAAUGCUCUCUUCACGAUGAGCCCUACAUCCUUUUCUCAACAGAGAAAAACUCCAUGCUUUGCAUCAAAUGUUUCAGAGACAUGCAAGUGGAGAGCCGAACUCACUGCAUAGAUAUUGAAACGGCGUACGUGCAGGGGUGUGAGAUGUUGGACCAGGCGGUGCUGGUGGUGAAGGACCUGCAGAACUCAACUGGAGAAGCAAUUCAUCUGCUGAGAGCAAUGAUAGGAGAAGUGGGUCUGAACAUGGAGGAAGAGGAGAGUGCAAUCUGCAGCCUUUACAACAGCUUACAGGAUAAACUGGCAGAGAGGAAGAAGAUUCUGCUGAAAGCAGCUCAGAGUCAGCACGAGGAGAAGGAGCGAGCAUUAAAGGAGCAGCUGUCACACCUUACCGCCCUCCUGCCAACCCUCCAGGUCCACCUGGUCACCUGUUCUGCCUUCCUCAGCUCAGCAAACAAGUACGAGUUUUUGGACAUGGGCUAUCAACUCAUGGAGCGGCUGAAGAAGAUUGUGAAGCUUCCUCAUCGCCUGCGACCAGUGCAGAGCAGCAAAAUCAACACCGAGUACAGAAGUGAGUUUGCUCGCUGUCUGGAGCCGCUGCUGCAGAUCGGACCGCGCUGCCCCCCCUCUGUCACCGGCUCUUCCAGCAUACUGACCAGGCUUCAGUCUCCGCUGUCCAUGACCUGCCGCUCCCCGUCACUCAGUGAAAUGGCCCUCGGUUCCGCAUUUGGCCGAAGGCCCACGUCCCACCGCAACAUCUGCACCAAGGUCCUCCUGGCCGAAGGCAAGGAGACGCCGUUCACGGAGCACUGCCGCAACUAUGAGAACACCUACAGGAGUCUGCAGACAGAGAUCCAGAGUCUGAAGGACCAGGUUCAGGAGCUUCACCGGGAUCUGACCAAACAUCACUCCAUCAUCAACACAGAGAAAAUGGGGGAAAUCCUGGACAGAUCUCUGCACGUCGACAGUCAGAUUGGAGUCCAGUACUCCACCGUGGAAACCAUGAGGGUCAUCUUUGAGGAGAUCUGGGAUGAGACUUUUCAGAGGGUCAGCAACGAGCAGGAGAUCUACGAAGCGCAGCUGCAAGACCUGAUGCAGCUGAAGCAGGAGAACUCCUACCUGACCACCAUCACCAGACAGAUCAGCCCAUACAUCCUGUCUAUAGCUAAAGUCAAGGAGAGACUGGAGCCCAGGUUUCAGGAGCCCAAAGAGCAUGAACUCGAUGACCGCACAGAAACGAUGCUGAAAAUCUACGAGGACGGCACGACGCCGAAGGAGAAGCAAGGCAGGGACAGCAGCAGCCGGGUCACAGAGAACAGCCGCCCUCUGAUGCUGAGGUAACGAGGCGGCGGGCGGAUUCCUGCGCCGUCCUCCCCCCGAGCGAUGACACCUCCUCAGAGCAGAGCUGUCGGGGCCCCCGCCUGGACUGACACUAAGUGGAUGUAGGUGUGUGACAAAGACUUGCAGCUGUCACAGACGAUGCUGAGGGGAAAAACAACCCCGUUCUGAGUUAUUCAGGAGCCAGACGGCGUCCUGUGGACAGAGCAGAAUCUGGAAUAUUUAUUUGAAUUGAUCCUUGGUUUGGUUUUGAAAUGUUUGCGAUCUUGAAGCCCCCUUCCGAUCAUCUUUUAAUCAAAGCGUUCCCAGUGGUCUUGUUAUCAUGAUGAUGCCCAUUUUAGUCAAAAUCAAAAAUCCUGUGUCGCCGUCAGGGAAAAUAGUUUCUGCAGAGCGACAGGAGCUCAUUAGAAAUUCACUCCUGGGUUGUAGAUGGGACCGUUGCUGCAGAGCAACCCCGCCCCUACUUCCCAUCACCCAUAAUUGAGAGCUCUCUGUUCUCUGUCUGUUCUGCAGAGCGGCAAGUGUUCAUUUGAAACGUAUCUACGAGAUCUGGGUGGGACCGGUGCGGAGUAAGCCUCCGCUAAUUUCCCAUCAUCCCAACCUGAUCAUCUUUUUAACCUGCAACGGCAGGAGUUCAGCAGGAAUUCACCUCUGAGUUGUGGGCGGGACUGUUAGCCUCGG
Messenger RNA from Oryzias latipes (Japanese medaka), 2991 nucleotides. RefSeq names its product ring finger protein 207a (gene rnf207a). Gene Ontology annotation, biological process: regulation of heart looping; regulation of cardiac muscle contraction. Lineage: Eukaryota; Metazoa; Chordata; Actinopteri; Beloniformes; Adrianichthyidae. Gene Ontology annotation, molecular function: Hsp70 protein binding; zinc ion binding; transmembrane transporter binding. Gene Ontology annotation, cellular component: perinuclear region of cytoplasm. The record is from RefSeq and is a predicted model, not a curated record.